AUGCGCCAGCUCGAGCAGGACAUGGCGAAGAUGAUGAACCACGCGGCGCAGGAGUCCGGCGCCGCGGAUAACAAGGAGUUUGAGACCGCGAUCAACCAGGGGGCGGACGCGUUCACGAAGCAGCUCGAGGAGAGCGGGAUCCCGCCUGGUGACUUUUUGAAGCAGCUGCUGGCGGAUGUCAUGGCGGAGGAGGAGCAGGAGGAAGGCGCGGGUGCAGGUGCAGGCGCGGGCCCGAGUACCGGUGGAGUGUCGGGGUCUGCGACUGGUGCCGGUAAAGCGGCUGCGCCAGAGUCCUUCAACGAUGCCAUUCAGCGGACUAUCCAUCGGAUGAAAGAGUCUGGGGAUAAGGCUACGGCGGCGGCGACUGAGGACGGGGGGAUUUCGGAGGACAUGCUGAUGCAGUUGCUCAAGGGGUUGGAGGCGGGCGUCGGGAAUGGGGGCGACGAUCUCGAUCUCACUCAGAUGAUUGCCGGUGUGAUGGAGCAGUUUUCCAAUAAGGAGAUGCUGUAUGAGCCGAUGAAGGAGUUGGAUGCGAAGUGGGGGCCGUGGUUGGCGGCGAAUAAGGGCAAGGUUCCUGCUGAGGAUCUGGAGCGGUACGAGAAGCAGGCUAAGCUCGUGACUGAGAUUGUGGCCAAGUUCGAGGAGGAAGGGUACACAGAUGAAGAUCCGAAGUAUCGGCAGGCCGUGUGGGAUAAGAUGCAAGAGAUGCAAGCGCUGGGUAGUCCCCCGGAAGAACUGGUUGCGAAUCCCUGGCCGGAGGAACUCAAAGACGACGGGUCUGGGGCAUCUUUGCCUGACUGUCCCCAGCAAUAA
Molecule: messenger RNA, 813 nt
Organism: Aspergillus thermomutatus
Lineage: Eukaryota; Fungi; Ascomycota; Eurotiomycetes; Eurotiales; Aspergillaceae
Product: peroxisomal biogenesis factor 19
Exons: 2
Coding region: 1-813 (270 amino acids)
Biological process (GO): protein import into peroxisome membrane
Cellular component (GO): peroxisomal membrane; peroxisome
Source: RefSeq, a predicted model, not a curated record